Messenger RNA from Brenthis ino (lesser marbled fritillary), 1047 nucleotides. Lineage: Eukaryota; Metazoa; Arthropoda; Insecta; Lepidoptera; Nymphalidae. The record is from the annotation of a GenBank genome assembly.
AUGUUCAAUCGUAUUUUAUUUAAGUCGCCUUCAUUCAGUGGCUUUACACGAGUAAAUUUACCUACAUUUAAACAGACGAAUUUAAUAUUAAACAUUCCAGUUUUAAAUAUAGCUUGUGGAAACGUUGACAACGAUGAACCGUUUAUGGAGAAGGAAAUUCUGUUGCCCUACACCCAUAUCCGGCAAGGACCAGGGAAGCAAGGUCGCGAGAAGAUCGUCAUGGCUCUAAAUCACUGGCUGCAAAUAUCCGAUGAAAAAUUGAAAACCAUUUUUGAUAUAACAGAAACUAUACAUGUCGGGAAUUUAUUAGUUGAUGAUAUUCAAGAUAACGCGAACAUGCGGCGAGGCGUGCCUGCAGCGCACCGCGUGUACGGGGUGCCUAUGACCAUUAAUGCUGCUGGUCACAUAUACUUCUUAACUUUAAGCAAGGCUUCAAAAAUCGACCGUCGGAUACCAGAAAUACUAUCUAAUGAGUGCCUAAAUGGGGUUCGUGGUCAAGGCGUGGACAUUUACUGGCGUGAAAAUUUUAUAUGUCCUACAGAGGAGCAGUAUAUGGAGAUGGUAAAACGUAAAACAGGAAUUUUCUUCAAUAUGAAUUACCGUUUAAUGCAACUAUUCAGUGAGAACAAAACCGACUACAGUAAACUCGUAAAUAUGAUAGGAUGCUACUUCCAGAUAAGAGACGACUACUGCAAUCUAGUUCAUCCAGAGGAAUUAGAAGAAUGGCCGAAAAAAGAAGAUGCAGAGGAUUCACUUAAGGGAAGCAACUUCUGCGAUGAUAUAACUGAAGGUAAAUUCAGUUUCCCCGUCAUACAUGCGCUACAGAAGCCACAAGGUGCGGAGAUACUCAAUAUCCUAAAGCAAAGAACUCGAGACGUGUCAUUGAAGAAGUACUUUGUGUCUCUUCUGAACACGCUCGGCAGCUUGCAGUACACUCGCAACGUUAUGGAAGAGAUGGACCGUGAAGCGAGAGCUAUGAUAUCAAAAUUCGGUGGUAAUCCAUUAUUGGAAACUGCACUCGACGAGCUACUUAACUGGAAAACCGAC